Molecule: messenger RNA, 678 nt
Organism: Papaver somniferum (opium poppy)
Lineage: Eukaryota; Viridiplantae; Streptophyta; Magnoliopsida; Ranunculales; Papaveraceae
Product: 60S ribosomal protein L37a-like
Exons: 5
Coding region: 149-427 (92 amino acids)
Biological process (GO): translation
Cellular component (GO): ribosome
Molecular function (GO): structural constituent of ribosome
Source: RefSeq, a predicted model, not a curated record
AAACCCUAGCUCCCGACUUUCAUAGAUAAAUACAAACACAGCCGUUUACGCUUUCUCUUGCAGAAGCACAAGGUAAGAUUGAAGGAGGAGACCGGAACUCUUCUUCGCCAAAACCCUAGUUCGAGCUCACCAACAACAAUCUUUCGCAAUGACUAAGCGUACCAAGAAGGCCGGAAUUGUGGGUAAAUAUGGUACCAGAUAUGGAGCUUCAUUAAGGAAACAGAUUAAGAAGAUGGAAGUGAGUCAGCAUGCAAAGUACUUCUGUGAGUUCUGCGGAAAGUACGCUGUGAAGAGACAGGCUGUUGGAAUCUGGGGAUGCAAGGAUUGUGGCAAAGUUAAAGCUGGUGGUGCUUACACUUUGAACACCGCCAGUGCCGUGACAGUUAGAAGCACCAUUAGAAGGUUGAGGGAGCAAACUGAAUCUUAGAUUGAUCUCGUUAUCUAUAUUUUGUAUUUUGGUACUGGGUGAGAGGUACCAUCAGAGCUAAUUUAGUGUUUAUCACCUUUUCUGGUCUUCAAGAACUAGUUAGUCAUUUUGUUAUUCAGAGAUUUUUGAUAAUGUCUAGUAUCUUACAUUUGUGAGCAGACUAUUUCUUUGUUUCAAAUUAUGGAAUUCUGAUGAAUCUUAUAUUAUUCUCAUUUCAUACUUUCUUGAUGUUAGAUUUUGUUUGUAUGUUA